Molecule: messenger RNA, 587 nt
Organism: Amorphotheca resinae ATCC 22711
Lineage: Eukaryota; Fungi; Ascomycota; Leotiomycetes; Helotiales; Amorphothecaceae
Exons: 2
Coding region: 132-545 (137 amino acids)
Source: RefSeq, a predicted model, not a curated record
GGUCCCGGUGUCCGAGGGGAAAAAGGCCCUUCUCUGAUGAAGUGUUCAUGUGAGAUGUAUAUCAAUCUCACCGGCUGAUCUCCGCUUCUGUGAUUUUGACUCGGUCGUGACUUGUCCCCGUGGGGUGAUGAAUGCUGGGCAUGCAUGGCAAUCCCUCUCCGAUGCAACGUGCUAUGUGUAGGACUUGGCUCUUUUCCGCUUCUGUAUUCGUGUCAGCGAACUGUCAGUAUUUCCAUCUCACCGAGGUCUGGAGUUGCAGAUUCACUUUCAACCCUUCCACUACCAAUCCGCAUCUAGAACCAAAUCACGCAACCAUCUGCAAUGUCACCGUUCAACAAGGUCCGGCAUCCCUGCUCAACAAGCUGUCCUGGCCAGUCUCUUCGAUCUCGGGAUUCGGAACUUGCAGACGGAUUUACAUUUCCAGAACCGUGCCAAAUUCGGGGGUAUGGCUUGGUGAUGGUAGGCUGUUGAUGAGAUUGUUCACACAAGAAUUGUUGCAAUUUGAUGGCGGAAGAGGCCCCUGUAUUUGUGAUUGUAAGUCAUGAGCAGUAGUCAUAAACUCCUGGAGACUUUUGAAGGAAUUCGAC